AUGGAAAAGAUAGAUACCUCAACCAAUUCUAAAAGGAUUCAAGAACCCUAUAACAAAGUAGUUAGAGGUGACCCUAGUAUUUCAUAUGUUGUUUAUAGUGUGGAUAAAAAUGCAACAUUAGACGUUUCAGAAACCGGUGAUGGACCUUUAGAAGAAUUUGUGGAACAAUUCACUGAUGGUCAAGUGCAAUUUGGUUUAGCUAGAGUAACUGUUCCUGGAUCUGAUGUUUUUAAAAAUCUUUUAUUAGGUUGGUGUCCUGAUAACGCUCCUGCAAAAUUAAGAUUAUCAUUUGCUAAUAACUUUGCAGAAGUUUCAAAAAUCUUUAGUGGGUAUCACAUUCAAAUUACUGCUAGAGAUCAAGACGAUUUGGAUGUAGAUGAAUUUUUAAGUCGUGUUGCAGCUGCUGCUGGAGCAAGAUAUUCAACUACUCCAGGAAGUUCAAGUAAAAAGUCAACUCCAACUCCAAGUGUUUCUAAAACAACUGUCUCAAAACCAAUUACUCCUAAACCAGCAUCAUCAACAAGCAAACCAUCUUUUAUUCCAAAAUCAACUGGAUUUGGAAAAUCAGAAAAGCCUAAAUCAUCAAAUGAUGAUGGAUGGGGAGAUGCUCAAGAUGUUGAAGAAAGAGAUUUCGAUGAAAAACCUUUGGAAAAUGUUCCAUCCACUUAUAAACCAACAAAAGUAAAUAUCAAUGAUUUGAGAAAACAAAAAUCAGAUACAAUUAGCUCUACUCCGAAAUCCAAGACUACGGAAACGAAAAAAUCUGAAGAAAAUGAUGAUAAACCAAAACCAUUAAGUGAACGCUUGAAAGCUUACGAUCAUAAUGAUGAUGGUAGAUUAACUUCAUUACCAAAACCAAAAAUUGGGCAUUCAGUGGCUGAUAAAUAUAAAGCAAACGCAUCAUCAUCAGGUUCUACUCCUUCAUUCGGUGCAAAACCCUCAUUUGGUUCAAACAAUAACACCAACAAAGCGGAUAAAGUAUCUGGUGGAUUAUCAAGAGAUUUUGGUGCUGAAAAUGGUAAAACUCCAGCACAAAUUUGGGCUGAGAAAAGAGGUAAAUAUAAAACUGUUACUUCAGAUGAAGACGAAAAAGAUGAUAAUAAACCAAGUCAAAAUUUCCAAAGUCAUGCUUCUGAAUUAGCUAAUAAGUUUGAGAAGCAAGCUAAUCUUAACGAUGAUAAUCAAGACGAAGAAGAAGAAGAAGAGGAAGAAGAAAAACCAGCUCCACUUCCAGCUAGAAACUUUCCUCCACCACCAAAAAGACAACCAAUUCCAGAACCAGAAGAAGAUGAAGAAGAUGAGGAAGAAGACGAAAAACCAGCAAAAUUUUCAGCUAGGAAUUUACCUCCUCCUCCACCUAGACAACCUGAACCUGAAGACGAAGAAGAUGAAGAAGAAGAUGAUGAUGAAAAACCUGCACGCUUACCUGCUAGAAAUAUUCCUCCACCAACUAGUUUCGGAGAAGACGAUGACGAAGAAGAAGAUGAAGAGGAUGAAAAACCAGCAACUUUACCAAGAAGAAAUUUACCACCACCACCUCAAGCACAGGCUGAACCAGAAGAAGAACCUGAGGAAGAACAAGAAGAACCUGAAUCCAAACCUCAAACUAAUUCGGGAUCAAAUACAGCUAUAGCAGAAUAUGAUUAUGAAAAAGAUGAAGAUAAUGAAAUUGGAUUUGAAGAAGGAGAUUUGAUUGUUGAAAUUGACUUUGUUGAUGAAGAUUGGUGGUCAGGUAAACAUUCUAAAACUGGUGAGAUUGGAUUAUUCCCUGCUAAUUAUGUUACUUUACAGGAAUAA
Lodderomyces pseudojiufengensis is the source of this 1797-nucleotide messenger RNA. It is a transcript of the gene ABP1, whose product is annotated as Abp1p. Gene Ontology annotation, molecular function: actin filament binding. Bases 1 to 1797 code for a protein of 598 amino acids. Gene Ontology annotation, cellular component: plasma membrane; cortical actin cytoskeleton; site of polarized growth. The record is from RefSeq and is a predicted model, not a curated record. The transcript has a single exon. Lineage: Eukaryota; Fungi; Ascomycota; Pichiomycetes; Serinales; Debaryomycetaceae. Gene Ontology annotation, biological process: regulation of actin filament polymerization.